Molecule: messenger RNA, 1070 nt
Organism: Zeugodacus cucurbitae (melon fly)
Lineage: Eukaryota; Metazoa; Arthropoda; Insecta; Diptera; Tephritidae
Gene: Sf3a2
Product: splicing factor 3A subunit 2
Exons: 2
Coding region: 115-918 (267 amino acids)
Biological process (GO): spliceosomal complex assembly
Cellular component (GO): nucleus; catalytic step 2 spliceosome; U2-type prespliceosome
Molecular function (GO): zinc ion binding; nucleic acid binding
Source: RefSeq, a predicted model, not a curated record
AGUUUUUGACAUUGUAAUUUUGUAAACUAUACAUAUGAAGGCACAUUGAAUUAAUUUUUCUGUAUUUGAAAACAUAUUAUAGUGUCUACUUAUUGGUGUGAAAUAGUUUAGAAAAUGGAUUUCCAAAACAGAGCCGGUGGAAAAACCGGCAGCGGUGGAGUUGCAUCAUGGUCGGAAACAAACCGUGAUCGCAAAGAGCGGCUAAGGCAACUAGCGUUGGAAACAAUUGACUUGAACAAGGAUCCAUAUUUUAUGAAAAAUCAUUUGGGUUCAUAUGAAUGUAAACUUUGUCUAACACUUCACAACAAUGAGGGCAGUUAUUUGGCACAUACGCAGGGAAAAAAACAUCAAGAGAACUUGGCGCGGCGUGCUGCAAAGGAAGCCAAGGAAGCACCCUCCAUGCUAGCACCGGAGAAACCACGAGUUGAACCGAAAAAAUUCGUUAAAAUUGGUCGCCCUGGUUAUCGUGUGACUAAGCAACGUGAACCCAGUAAUGGGCAACAAUCUUUACUUUUCCAAAUUGAUUAUCCUGAGAUCACCGAAGGUAUCAUACCUCGUCAUCGUUUCAUGUCCGCUUAUGAGCAAAAAAUCGAACCACCAGAUCGUAAAUGGCAAUAUUUGCUAUUUGCUGCGGAGCCAUAUGAAACUAUUGCAUUUAAGGUGCCAUCGCGUGAAGUUGAAAAAACCGAGGGUAAAUUUUGGACACAUUGGAAUCGCGAUACAAAGCAAUUCUUCUUACAAUUCUCCUUCAAAUUUGAACCAAAAAUCAUACCACCUCCGCCACCACAAAUGCAUCGUGGUCUUGGACCUGCUGGUGGUUUCCCAAUGCCCGGACCACCACGCCCACACCACAUGUUCAAUGGAGUACCACCACCACCGCCAAUGGGUGUGUUACCGGUACCGCCACCACCCAUGUGAGAGGAGGAGACAACUCCCGUCAGCAGUGGAAAUGGUUGAUUGCUACGGAAGUUGUUAACAAUUCAUUUACAAUUUUAAGCUACGUUUAAUAAAAAUGAUGUCUAAUAAAUGAACCGUUAACAUUUUCAAUAAAAAAGAGAACAAAACAUAAA